Diuraphis noxia (Russian wheat aphid) is the source of this 2961-nucleotide messenger RNA. RefSeq names its product glucose dehydrogenase [FAD, quinone]-like. Gene Ontology annotation, molecular function: flavin adenine dinucleotide binding; oxidoreductase activity, acting on CH-OH group of donors. NCBI's taxonomy places the organism in Eukaryota, Metazoa, Arthropoda, Insecta, Hemiptera, Aphididae. The record is from RefSeq and is a predicted model, not a curated record.
CUAUGUUAAAGAAGUCUUUCCUGAUAUGAUACUGAAAGUUGUGUUCUUGUUUUAAAAUGUGUACAUUUUUUAUGAAUACAAUAUUAAGUAGCAACUAAUAGUGCUGCGAAACAUUUUUUAAGAAAGUUAAAAUUAGGAAGUGCGGCAUUUUAAAAAUGAUUUCACAAUCGAUUUACCUACGAAUUGUAUUGUAUUUAUUUAUAGUUUAUGGGUCUAAAACAACAAACACUGCUGGAUUUCCACCAUUGUUCGAAUCAGGGCUGAUGUACUUGGCUGAAACUUUAGAAUGGGAAUCACACGAAACUAUUGACCGGGUUAAGGUUCUCUCAGAAUAUGAUUUCAUCGUCGUCGGUGCCGGAAGUGCAGGAUCGGUAGUGGCGAGCCGAUUGUCCGAAGUCGAUAAGUGGAAAGUUCUGUUGAUUGAAGCCGGACAACAAGCCUCACAUUUCAUGGACAUACCUUUGACUGCUCCGUUUUUGCAAUUUUCCUCGACCAAUUGGAAAUACAAAACAGUGCCGAUGAAAAACUCGUGCUUAGGUUUUGAAGGCAAUCAGUGCAAAUUUCCUAGGGGCAAAGUCAUGGGUGGCAGCAGCAUACUGAAUUAUAUGAUAUAUACACGUGGUAACAGUAAAGAUUACGACAAAUGGGCAGAUAUGGGUAACACAGGUUGGGACUAUAACAGCGUUCUUAAGUAUUUCAUAAAAUCUGAAAACGCCAACUUGUCUCACGCCGAUCCGGGUUAUCACGGAAGAAAUGGAUUAUUGUCAGUGUCCGACGUCCCGCACAGGACGCCAAUAGCGAAGGCUUUUGUGGAAGCUGGAUUGCAAAUAGGACUUCCUGUUGUAGACGUUAACGGGGAAAAACAAGUCGGGAUAAAUUAUUUGCAGACAACCAUGAAAAACGGUCGCCGCUGGAGCACAAAUACGGCGUUCCUGUUUCCUGCGAAAAAAAGACUUAACCUGCACGUGAAGAAGCUCAGCAUGGUAACGCGGAUACUGAUAGACAGACAAAAGAAAAAGGCAAUCGGAGUGGAAUUUGUUUCAAAAGGGAAAAAAACCAAAGUAUACGCCAGAAAGGAAGUGAUCGUUUCCGGCGGUGCCAUAAACACACCACAGCUGCUCAUGCUGUCCGGAAUCGGGCCCAAGAAACACUUGGCGGACCUCCGGAUUCCGUUGGUGAUGGACUUGCCGGUCGGCGAGAACCUCAUGGACCACGUGUCRCUCGGCGGUYUGGUGGUGACGGUGAACGAYACCGUAUCRAUAAGGMUGCACAAGAUAWUCGACGACCCAAAYRUUCURAACGACUUGCUGCAAAACCACAAUGGCCUCUACACAGUGCCGGGUGGACCUGAAGCGCUAUCCUUCGUGGACGUGGACAGUCCAAGUUUGGCGGACGGACAUCCGAAUCUCGAGCUGCUUCUGGUGUCUGGAAUGUACUCGUCCCACGAGCUGGUGCCCAAGCUGUGCGGCAUGAAGGCCGAUCUGUACGACGCAGUGUAUCGGGACACCGAGGGCAUGGACGGGUUCACGGUGUUCCCGAUGGUGAUGCGUCCCAAGAGCCGUGGACGCGUGUGGCUGAGAGACGACGACCCGUUCCACCACCCGCUGAUCGACCCAAACUAUUUCGCCGACGAGACCGACCUGGACGUGCUCGUAGCCGGAGUCCGGAUUGUCCAGCGGAUGCUGCGCACGGGACCGAUGAGGUCACUCGACGCCACGGUCUUGGAAACGACGCUUCCGGGGUGCGCGCAACACGUAUUCGACACUGACGCGUACUGGAAGUGUUCCGCCCGGCAGAUGUCGUUCACGAUCUAUCACCUGUCCGGCACGUGCAAAAUGGGUCCGGCCACCGAUCGGACGGCCGUCGUCGACCCGAGAUUGCGCGUGCACGGCGUCAGCGGCCUGAGAGUGGUGGACGCGUCGAUCAUGCCUGAAGUGCCGGCGGCUCACACCAACGCCCCGACGAUCAUGAUCGCGGAAAAAGCGUCCGACAUGAUCAAAGAGGACUGGGACAAACGGACGUUUUAGUUUAUGGGCGACAAUACGUCAUGACAUGAUACAUGCACGCAGGUCCGAUGAUUGCCUAUAUAUAUUAUGUUAUAUUUUUAUUCUUAUUUUAUAGAAAUAAUUUUUUUAUGUGUAAAAGAAUCAUAUGAAAUUCAACUAGGUCCUGAAAUGUUUUGCGCGAUAACCAUUACUCAUUUGACAUUUAUAUACUGAACGUCUUUCACUACUUCAUCACUUCUCAUGUUAUGUGGUUUAUCAUAUAAUAUCCCCUUGAUCCGUUGUACCUAUACAUAGUAUUAUUGUUUUAUAUAUUUUUUAUACAUAAUGUGAUAUGCACUGCGCUGUAGUAUUGUUUACAUCCUGUGCAUAAAUUAUAUACUAUAUACACAUUGUAUAUACAGAGUGAUCCAUUUAACAUAGACAUGUUUCUUUUGCACUACUUUUUUGAAUAAAAAUUAUAGUUGAAGUGGGCUGACAUUUGUUUGGGUACCCCUGUGUACUAUAGGUACUCCACUUCGCCGAUAUAUGAAUAACUUUAAAUACUUAUAAUUUAUAAAUCAUAUAGUGGCUACUAGCGUUCAAAAUUCGAUUUAGAUACAUUUUUAUUCACGCUUUGUCGCGUUAAAUGGAUCACCCGAUGUAAUUGACCAAUGAUAAAUUUACACACUCGACACUUUUCGGUAUUGGCACCCGAAGUGUUAUAUAUACACAGGUAUUAUCAAAAUGACGGCAUGAUGGCAGUAUUUUCGACAUUCACCAACAACACAAGUGAACUCGCAUAGAAAAAUUUAUUAACAACAUAAUUCCUGAAAAAUACGGUAAAUUACUCACUACUAUAAACUAACUAUGGGUUCGAAGCGCUUGAGUCAAUUUGGCGAAAGUCCCAAGAUUUAAAAAUAAACAUAUAUUAUGUAAGUACAUAAUUAGUAAUAAAUAAAGAUGUUUUAUUAAAUAU